UCGCGGUGCUGUGACGUCACCACCAAGCGACAAUAACAGUCGAUGAAGCUUCAUUCACGCUGCUGCUAGCACGAACAGAACCAGCAGGCUCAAAAAUAUGGACUUGCUAUAUGGCCCAUUGGGCCUGGGUGUAGUCGCAGGACUGGGCUGUGGGCUCCUGCUUGGUUGGCACCUUCGAGCUCGCUUGGGCCCAACAUCCAAAAGCCUGAUGGCAGCGAUGGGGAACGGGGCUGGUGAAGCAAGCGUGAUGGGGGAAGGAGGCGAGUUCAAGAUGAUACUAGUGGUCCGAAAUGACCUGAAGAUGGGUAAAGGGAAGGUAGCUGCCCAGUGCUCCCAUGCUGCUGUAUCAGCUUACAAGCAGGUUCAGCGCAGGAACCCAGAGCUUCUCAAACAGUGGGAAUACUGCGGCCAGCCCAAGGUGGUGGUGAAGGCCCCCGAUGAGGAGACCCUGAUCGAUCUGCUGGGUCACGCCAAAGAAGUGGGGCUUCCUGUCAGCCUGAUUCAGGACGCAGGAAGGACUCAAAUCGCACCCGGGUCACGUACCGUGUUGGGUAUCGGUCCUGGCCAGGCUGAUCUGAUUGACAGAGUCACUGGACACUUGAAACUCUACUAGUGGGACACCAUUUAGUCUAUGUCUUUCUAAAAUAACAAUUGACUCAAUAACAUGAUAAACUACUUGAUUGUGUGGUGCAUUUUUGGGCACGUACGUCGAUCACAUUGGUUGACUCUUGAAUACCAGUAACGGAUUGAUGUGUAUUAAUUUACUGUGAUACUUGUGUGACGGCGGCAAAAAACAAGUGUUCAUUUUCAGUCCUCCACCUGAAGACAUGAUGCUCAGAGGAAACAGAUGAACAUCAGUGAUCUCAUCGGAAUCUCAGCACAAUAAAAUAACCGUUUCCAUUGCAGACAUUUUGACUUGACAAAGCAAGAAAAGCAGUGUUACUAAUAACAUUAAAAAGGGCUGUGAGCUGGUAGGCAACACAGCAGUGCCCUGAUGAUUAGUAUAAGUUAAAUGAUUUACCUGCUGUAAAUGAGUGGAAUCCCCAAAUUAUGUUCUGUUAUGUAGAAGUAAAGACAAACCCUAAUUUCACAAAAGUAUUUCUGAAAAUUAAUCAGUUGUAUUGUAACGCUUUGAUAAAAUACAAUGGAAGUAACUGCCAUGAACACUUAGAUCUGACAUUAUUUAGCAGUUCAGCUGGUUACAUCAGUAUCAUAACAAUAUUGUAUGUUCUGGAUGGCAUUUGUAUUUUGAAAAAAGAAAAUCAAAGUAUCUUGAAUAUUUUUCUUGGUCUUGAAUGCUGCAUUACAGUUGAUCAUCAUGGAAAUAGUUUCUGUUCUAGAUAAGUAGGAAUGAAUGCUUCCAUCUAAUCAAUCAAA
Molecule: messenger RNA, 1377 nt
Organism: Anoplopoma fimbria (sablefish)
Lineage: Eukaryota; Metazoa; Chordata; Actinopteri; Perciformes; Anoplopomatidae
Gene: ptrh2
Product: peptidyl-tRNA hydrolase 2
Exons: 2
Coding region: 98-613 (171 amino acids)
Biological process (GO): negative regulation of anoikis; positive regulation of anoikis
Cellular component (GO): mitochondrion; cytosol
Molecular function (GO): peptidyl-tRNA hydrolase activity
Source: RefSeq, a predicted model, not a curated record